This is a messenger RNA of Bacidia gigantensis, 3609 nucleotides long. RefSeq lists its product as uncharacterized. Gene Ontology annotation, molecular function: protein binding. The transcript has a single exon. The coding region runs from base 1 to 3609 and encodes 1202 amino acids. NCBI's taxonomy places the organism in Eukaryota, Fungi, Ascomycota, Lecanoromycetes, Lecanorales, Ramalinaceae. The record is from RefSeq and is a predicted model, not a curated record.
AUGAUUCCUGAGACAACCUACCACAUCAUCACUCGACUAAAACAACCGGAGAAAGCCAUUAUGUAUCAGAAGCUUCCCGACAUGUGCCCUCCAUUUGGCUUAGACCGAACUCCGUCAUGUCAAUUUACAUCUCGCCUGAGGAAUUUUGAUCCAAGCUUGACCGAUGCCAUAAUUGUAGCUUCUAGCUCCUCCACAGACAUUGGUUUGGUGACAAGAACAACGAAUCCUUUGACCCGUGAUGUGGCUGUUGAGAAGGUCAUCAAUGUUUUUACGACUACGUCAAUGGCGGAUGACUCAAGAAGAGCGCAGCUGCCAAUGACCGAAAAUUUCAAGGACUCUUCACCAAUCGGAUUGGCUUUUGACUUGUCGAGCACAGAAAGGGUAAAACGGCCUCUACCCAAAGAAGAGUAUGAGGAGUCGCCAGGCCCGUUGCCAGCUGUGAUGGUCUUGAAUAAUGAGGGAGUUCUCGCUACCUGGUGGCUUGUGUACACAGAGUCAAUUCGGCAGGGCACGACUUAUUCUGGCCUCGUCGCGGUCAGCAAGACGAAUCCUCAACAGCUGCAACCCCAAGGACAAGCGACUCCUUUUGGCCAGGCCGCUUCAAGUGGAGCUCCCACAUUUGGUGCAAGCGCUUUUGGUAAACCCUCAACACCUUCCAAUUCCUUCGCCGCUCAAGCAAGUCCCAAAUCUAAUUUGCUUGGCUCUGCUCAACAAACUAGUGGUGGCUUUGGUGCAACAUCUGGAUUGGGACAGAAAUCAUCACCAUGGGGAGGGCCAUCAACAACCCUAGGCAGUCAAACCUCUGCGCCAGCAUUUGGUCAAACCGGGUUUGGACCCGGAACGCCGUCGAGCACCACAGUUCAGGGUUCUGGUUUUGGCAUGACAGGUGGCCUAGGCAAUCGUGCUUCUCCUUGGGGAGCACCAUCUGGUCCUGGAGCACCUACGGGCUCAAACCUGGGCUCACAAGCAUCGCCUUUUGGGGUAAUCACUGGAGGAAACUCAUCGGCUUCCACAGCUGGAGGCUUCGCAUCAUUUGCUAAAAGCUCUUCUGGGUUUGGAACUGCCCAGCCCUCAGGAGACGCUCCCAGUUUAUUUGGGAAGCAACCUUCAGCGAGUGCAUUUGAUGCAGGUGGCGGGAUUCGUAGUGGCUUUGGAAACCCAGAGCAAAAAAGCACUUUCGGCGAAGGGACAUUUUCCCUUGGUUCAACUUUCAAAGCUGACGAUAAAACGGGCGGUGAGGCGGAGCCGGCUGGAGACUCAACAAAAUCGCUAUUUGGCAGUGGCUUUGGUAACAUGCUUGGAAAUACAGCACCUGCUCAGUCUAAGGACGCAGAUAUGGACGAGAGUGAAGAUGCCCCUGUCGUAUUGAAUACAAGCCAGAAGGAUCAAAGCGAGGAACAUAAAUCUGCAUCUGCACCUGCACCUGUACCUGCAGCGCCAAAGUUCAAUUUUCCGAAAACCGAGCCACCUAAAAUUGGAGGGCUUUUCGGCACCCAAUCUCAAAGUAAAAUUACCCCCGCUGCAGUUCAGGAUAGUAAGCCUGCUGGUUUUAUGGCAAGUCGUGAUGCUCAGGCGAGCAAUUCAAGGGAAGAGACUCCACAACCUCCUGAUCGUACACGGCCGACCAUCGAUACAUCCCCAAAGAUCAAGGAAGAGCCUCAAUCGGACGAAGAUGACAUAUCUCCGCUUAAUGAGGAAGAGGCGCAACCUCCAGAGGGUUUUGGCGACCUAAGUGGAGAUGGUGAGUCUUCAGAAAAUAAGAGACCUGAGACCCCUGCUCGUUCUCGUUCGGGAUCAGCUGAAAGUCCACUGCCCCCCGAGUCUACGAGCAAGACUACUUAUGCGCCAGGAGAUUCCUCCAAUUCCUCGAAAUCUUCAGACGACGUGCCUUUACCUCCGGAUUUCAUCCCUUCGAAGUCCAAGCUUCACAAUGUAGAACCUGCCACGAAGGCGCUGCCUACUGAUGACGAGGAGGACGGAGAAGAAGGGCAAGUUCACGAUUCUGAAGAGGAAGAAACGGACGAGCCGCUUGAUGAUGAAGGCAGUGGUAUUGAUGUUGCUCAGGAGUUCAGCCCUUCAAGCUCGAAAGAGAGCUCAAAACUUACAGAGGCCGGCUCCUUUGGAUUUGCACAUGAGAAAAGCUCUACAGAGAACACAGAAAACCUAUUCUCCACUGCGAUGAGGCAGCCCCUGCCCGAAUCAGUUCCUUUAUUUGGGGAAGUGGGCAGGCAUGCUCAACCCCUUUUUCCUCCUUCGACGAAAGCGCAAGAGGGUCCACGGUCACCUAGUCCAAUACGUCCCUCCAACAUCGCAGAUAGCUUACGACCGGACAAUGCCAGGUCUGUAAGCGCUCCUGGCCCUAUGAGGCGACCAAACAGCCGGUUUCGGUCGUCGGCUCAGCCUGCGACUCCAAAAGCACCCCACCAAUCAACCAACGAAGCUCGCCAAAAAGAACAAGAGCGGAUUAAGAUGGCUCAGGCAAAGAAAUACCAGGCAGAGCAUCAGGAUCUGGAUGACGAUGAAGCUGAAGCCAACGAGUAUCUAUUACAAACGGAACCAACGCCUUCUAGAAAUUUGGACGAUUUCCUCACGCAUCAGGACUAUGUGGGAAACAUUGAUAAGCCCGGCCUCGCCGGCCAGAUUGAGAAGGUCUUUCGCGACAUCAACUCAAUGAUUCACACGCUCGGUUUCAAUGCGAGAGCGCUGAAAUCGUUCACUAUGGGCCAUGAACAGACAUCAAAGCAAAGCCACUGCACUCGUGACGAUUUAGACUCCCUUGACGAUUGGUGUAUUGUAGAUGUAGAAGGACUUAAUGAGCUGGAGGGCGAAUUCGAAGCUCAACUUGAAGAAAGCCGAUUACAGAACGUUCCUGAAAAAAUCAGCAACAUCCGCGGAUUACAAGGAGACAUCUCUGACUUGCGUUGUCAGUCAAAACACGUCGCACGUACCAUCAAGCAACGCAGAGACUCUUUGCCCAAUGUUGAGGCGGCAUCAGAAGCCCCAUUGAAUCUGGACCAGCAGACACAGUUAAGAGACAUCCGACGAGCAUUCACGCAUCUACAGAAACAAGUGAGUGACGCAGAACAGGGACUCGUCUUGAUACGCACAAAAGUGGCAAGCCAAGCCAAUGGUACUCGAGCGAAUGGGAAGCAACCUUUGAGGCAGCCCACAGUUGAAGCUGUAGAGAAUACGAUACGCAAGAUGACAAACAUGAUCAACAAGAGACAUGAUGAGAUCGAUGUCCUCUCAUCUCAAAUGGAAGGACUGCACCUACCUCCACCUACAAUCCCAGAGGGGCUGAAUGACGAGAAUCUCAAUUCUAGCAGACACGGAACCUCCCGAUUAUCGACACCUGCAUCGGCGCGUAAGAGUCACUUGAGCCCAUUGCAACACAGUAGGUAUCGAAGUCGGACGUCAAACCAACAAUAUGGAGAUUCGUCACGGCAACAUUUUUUAGAGCCUGAUGGAGAAGCCUCCACAGGCGCUAAUGCGGCAGGCAACGAUGAGCUACAAGCGUAUCGAGCCAAAGCAAGGAAGCGGCGCGAGAUCAAUGAAGUUGUGAAAGACGUUUUUGGAAAGGAUAGGGUGAAGGUGCGCGAGUUGGAUUAG